Molecule: messenger RNA, 1949 nt
Organism: Lotus japonicus
Lineage: Eukaryota; Viridiplantae; Streptophyta; Magnoliopsida; Fabales; Fabaceae
Product: LL-diaminopimelate aminotransferase, chloroplastic-like
Exons: 9
Coding region: 166-1641 (491 amino acids)
Cellular component (GO): chloroplast
Molecular function (GO): pyridoxal phosphate binding; L,L-diaminopimelate:2-oxoglutarate transaminase activity
Source: RefSeq, a predicted model, not a curated record
UCUUAGAAAAUGGACUAUCCUAAGCCCAAGCUCUCAAACCCAAGCUCUAGAACAGAUUAAGAAGGGGAGCUCGACGACGGUGACACUACCGGAGGGGAGCUCAGACGGUGGCACAGGAGAGGUUUUAUCUACCAGAGACUCUCUGCUACUCUUCUCCAAUCCAAAAUGUCUAUAACCCAAAAUCUUACUACUUCAAUUUCCUCCACUUCCUCUGCAUUUUUAGCUUCCCCCACCUUCACUCCUAGGUACUCUUGCUUCACUUCUUUCCUUAUUGGAAUCAAAAUUGCAUCUUUCUUCUGUUUACUCAUUAAAAUUUUGAUUUUUUUUUCUGGGUAUUGCAGGAGUCAGGUGUCAUUGCCUGUGAAGAGUGUGAGCAUUUGUAAAUGCGUUGCGACACCACAAGAAGCUGAGACUGCCUACAAGACAAAGGUCUCUCGCAAUGCAAAUAUGGGUAAACUUCAAGCUGGCUAUCUCUUUCCUGAGGUUGCUAGAAGAAGGAAUGGGCACUUGCUUACAUACCCUGAUGCAAAAAUAAUAAGCCUUGGAAUUGGUGAUACCACUGAACCCAUUCCUGAAGUCAUAACUUCUGCAAUGGCAAAGAGAUCACAAGCAUUGUCAACCAUAGAAGGAUAUAGUGGUUAUGGAGCUGAACAAGGUGAAAAGCCAUUAAGAAGUGCAAUUGCUUCGACAUUCUACGGUGAUCUUGGUAUAGAAGAAGAUGAUAUAUUUGUCUCAGAUGGAGCUAAGUGCGACAUAUCUCGCCUCCAGAUUGUCUUUGGGUCAAAUGUGAAAAUGGCUGUGCAAGACCCAUCAUACCCGGCCUAUGUAGACUCAAGUGUGAUUAUGGGCCAGACUGGCCCCUUCCAGAAGCCUGUUCAGAAGUUUGCAAACAUCGAAUACAUGAGGUGUAAUCCAGAAAAUGGUUUCUUCCCUGAUUUGUCUUCCAUUUCUCGACCAGAUAUAAUUUUUUUCUGUUCGCCAAACAAUCCUACUGGUGCUGCUGCAACAAGGGAGCAACUUACCCAUCUAGUUCAGUAUGCUAAGGACAAUGGGUCUAUAAUAGUCUAUGAUUCAGCAUAUGCAAUGUAUAUAUCUGGUGACAACCCGCACUCCAUCUUUGAAAUUCCUGGAGCCAAAGAGGUUGCUAUAGAGACUUCAUCAUUUAGCAAGUAUGCUGGAUUUACUGGAGUCAGACUGGGUUGGACUGUUGUUCCAAAACAGUUACUGUUUUCUGAUGGAUUUCCUGUUGCCAAGGACUUCAACCGUAUUGUAUGUACUUGUUUCAAUGGCGCAUCAAAUAUUUCCCAGGCAGGUGGUCUGGCUUUCCUUUCACCAGAAGGCCUUAAGGCUAUGCGAGAUGUUAUUGGAUUCUACAAAGAAAACACUAGCAUAAUAGUGGACACAUUUGACUCUCUUGGGUUUAAGGUCUAUGGAGGGAAAUCUGCACCCUAUGUGUGGGUCCAUUUCCCGGGGAGAAACUCAUGGGAUGUAUUCAGUGAGAUUCUUGAGAAGACUCAUGUGGUUACAACUCCUGGUAGUGGUUUUGGACCUGGUGGUGAAGGUUUUAUCAGGGUUAGCGCCUUCGGUCACAGGGAGAAUGUCUUGGAGGCCUGCAGAAGAUUCAAGCAACUAUACAAGUGAAUUUAGAAUAUCUCAUUGGUUUCAUGCUGUAUUGUCUUGGACCGACACUGAUGGUGUGCUUUCUAGACUGGUUGGGGCUAUGUCUUCUUUAAAUAAUGCAAUUAGUUUUCUUGGAAUUUAGACUAUGAUGUAAGGACUUAUUAACAAUGAUGAUGUUUAUUCUGGUAUUUGCUUUAUCAUGUUUCUAUCAUGCUCCUGGGGUCUGCUGCAGCUCUUUGAUUGAAGUGAUUUACAUUAAAUUGUCUAUGGAAAAUGUCAAAAUGUUGCAAUUCAACUUGGGUAAAUUAUUUUCCUUUCUUGAUUUUCCA